Messenger RNA from Mesocricetus auratus (golden hamster), 3660 nucleotides. It is a transcript of the gene Sun2, whose product is annotated as Sad1 and UNC84 domain containing 2. The coding region runs from base 170 to 2362 and encodes 730 amino acids. The transcript is spliced from 18 exons. The record is from RefSeq and is a predicted model, not a curated record. NCBI's taxonomy places the organism in Eukaryota, Metazoa, Chordata, Mammalia, Rodentia, Cricetidae. Gene Ontology annotation, cellular component: nuclear envelope; meiotic nuclear membrane microtubule tethering complex. Gene Ontology annotation, biological process: nuclear envelope organization. Gene Ontology annotation, molecular function: protein-membrane adaptor activity.
GCCUCCGUCGGCUGCAUUGUCCGCCCACCGACCCCGCGCCGUCCCGCGUCUCUGCUCCGCGCGCGUCCCGGGCCCGGCUCGGACCGGCGUGAGGCGCCGCCCUCGGGACCCCGACGCGGGAAGAGCCACGCAAGUCUUUCUUCAGGAGAAGUCCCUACCCUGCCCCAUCAUGUCAAGACGAAGCCAGCGCCUCACACGCUACUCCCAGGAUGACAACGAUGGCAGCAGCAGCAGUGGCGCGAGCUCCGUGGCAGGAAGCCAGAGCACCCUGUUUAAAGACAGUCCUCUGAGGACUUUGAAGAGGAAAUCCAGCAACAUGAAGCGCCUGUCCCCAGCUCCGCAGCUGGGCCCCUCCUCUGACUCCCACACCUCCUACUAUAGCGAGUCUGUGGUUCGGGAGUCCUACAUAGGCAGCCCCCGGGCCGCAUCCCUUGCCAGAAGUGCCCUCCUGGAUGACCGUCUACACAGUGAGCCGUACUGGAGUGGGGACCUCCGGGGGAGGAGGAGGAGAGGCACAGGGGGCUCGGAGAGCAGCAAAGCCAACGGGCUCACCACGGAGAGCAAGGUCUCAGAGGACUUUUUCGGCUCUUCCUCAGGCUACUCUUCAGAGGAUGACUUUGCAGGCUACACGGACUCUGAGCAGCAUGGUUCAGGGUCAGGACUAAGGAGUGCAGCAUCUCGGGCAGGCUCAUUUGUCUGGACACUGGUCACUUUUCCAGGCCGACUCUUUGGUCUUCUCUACUGGUGGGUUGGCACCACCUGGUACCGCCUGACGACUGCUGCCUCCCUCCUGGACGUCUUCGUCUUAACCAGGUCCAGGCACUUCUCGCUGAACCUGAAGACUUUCCUGUGGUUCCUCCUGUUCCUGCUGCUCCUGACUGGUCUCACCUAUGGUGCUUGGUAUUUUUACCCCUUCGGGCUGCAUACAUUGCAGCCCACCUUGGCCUCCUGGUGGACAGCAAAGGAGAGCAGGAGGCAGCCGGAGGUGUGGGAAUCCAGAGAUGCCUCCCCACACUUGCAGGCUGAGCAGCGAAUCCUCUCCCGGGUACACUCCCUGGAGCGGCGCCUGGAAACUCUUGCUGCCGAGUUUUCCUCCAACUGGCAGAAAGAAGCCAUACGGCUAGAACGCCUGGAGCUGAGGCAGGGGGCUACUGGUCACGGAGGCGGCAGUGGCCUGAGCCACGAAGAUACCCUGUCUCUCCUGGAAGGGUUGGUGAGCCGUCGUGAGGCUGCCUUGAAGGAGGACUUGCGCAGGGACACAGUGUCUCGUAUCCAGGAAGAACUGGCCACCCUGAGGGCAGAGCAUCACCAAGACUCGGAAGACCUCUUCAAGAAGAUUGUCCAGGCCUCUCAGGAGUCUGAGGCUCAUGUCCAGCAACUGAAGACAGAGUGGCAAAGGAUGACCCAGGAGGCCUUCCAGCAGAGCUCUGUGAAGGAGCUGGGGCGGCUGGAGGCCCAGCUGGCCAGCCUGCGGCAAGAGCUGGCCGCCCUGACUCUGAGACAGGACUCCAUGGCAGAUGAGGUGGGACUGCUGCCACAGAAAAUCCAGGCUGCCAGGGCUGAUGUGGAAUCCCAGUUCCCUGACUGGGUCAGUCAGUUCCUUCUCCGCGAUAGGGGUGCCGGUGGUGGACUCCUACAGAGAGACGAACUGCAUGCUCAGCUGCAGGAGCUGGAGAGCAAGAUCCUUGCCAGCAUGGCUGAGAUGCAGGGCAAGUCAGCCAGGGAGGCUGCAGCCUCUCUGGGACGGACACUGCAGAAAGAAGGCGUGGUCGGGGUGACGGAGGAGCAAGUGCACCGGAUCGUCAAGCAGGCCCUGCAGCGCUACAGUGAGGAUCGAAUUGGAAUGGUAGACUACGCCCUGGAAUCAGGAGGAGCCAGUGUUAUCAGUACCCGCUGUUCCGAGACGUACGAGACAAAGACGGCCCUCCUCAGCCUCUUCGGCAUCCCUCUGUGGUACCACUCUCAGUCACCCCGGGUCAUUCUCCAGCCAGAUGUGCACCCAGGCAACUGCUGGGCCUUCCAGGGGCCUGAGGGCUUUGCCGUGGUCCGCCUCUCUGCCCGGAUCCGCCCCACAGCUGUCACCUUAGAGCACGUGCCCAAGGCCUUGUCACCCAACAGCACUAUCUCCAGUGCUCCCAAGGACUUUGCCAUCUUUGGCUUUGAUGAAGACCUGCAGCAGGAAGGGACACUUCUUGGCACGUUUGUCUACGACCAGGAUGGGGAGCCUAUCCAGACCUUCUAUUUCCAGACCUCUAAGAUGACCACAUAUCAAGUUGUGGAGCUUCGGGUCCUGACCAACUGGGGCCACCCCGAGUAUACAUGCAUCUACCGCUUCCGGGUGCACGGAGAGCCUGCCCACUAGUCAUUUGAGACCUUGUGCCUGCUGCUAGCCAUCCGGGAGGCUCACCCUUCCCAGCAUCUACCCCUGCUCUGAGAGUAGGUGCACAGCAACCCACCACUGCCCGCACAUGCUUGAUUCGCUGACGUCCAGGAGCAGGAGUGAAGAGGCAGCAUGUGUAGGGCGCCCUGCACAGCCAAGCAGCUUGAGGUUGCCAGCAGGCUCUCAUGCCUCUCUCAGUCCUCCUAGAGCUAGACGCCUGCCAGGUGUAUAUAUGUAGCAUGCUUCGGAGGACUGGGAGACAGGAAGUGAAACUAUAUUUGGUGGAGGAACUGGCAUCAGGGGGCCCCUGUAGGUGUCAAAGCCCCAGGGAGGUGAGCUAGGGGUCCUGUGGCCUUUUAGGGCAGUGCUCAGCACUAUGCAGUGGGGAUUGUCUCUGGCAGACGCUGGGUAAAGGCUUCUGUGCCCUUCCAGCAUGGCAGGUACCAUGGCCCAUGGGGCCCCUGGGGUUUCUUGUAUCCUGGAGGGUACCAGCUCCUGUGUGCCUCUGUGGACUGCUGUCUGUGCCAGCCUAGAGGGUCCCCAGUGUUGGGGACCAUUGCUUUUCCUCCUGAUGUGGGUGGGGCUCUAUUCUGCACUUCAUCCCUGCUGUACCCUGCCUGUGCCUGGAGCAAGCUUUCCAUUCCCCCAAGGGAGGACCUAGGCUGUCUUUGGGGCCAUUCCAUCAGGGUAGGAGAGAGGGGAGAUGACUUUGCAGGUUCUCCUGGUCCAGUGCCAAGGUGGUGAGGCUACACUAGCCCACUCCCAUCUAAUGAGACCCUAGUGAGGGCCCUGCCCAUUCUAAAGCAAGUCCCUUAGGCUGUCAGCUCUGGUUUAGAUUGUUUCCCUUCUGGUUCCUCCUCUAGGUGGGCAGUUGGGUAGGGGCUGGGAGGGAGGCUGACAGAAGUUACCUUGUAUGGGGAGGAGGAAGAGACUUUUAGACUUAAGGGCCCUGCUGUAUUAUAUAUAGAAUUCUCAAGUCUUUUUUUUUUUUAACUGAAAAGCUACAGGCUUGAUUCCUAGCCCCAUUCUGAGGGGCACCAGCUGUUACUCAGUUCCUAGUCCUGGCCUCUGAAGGGCUUGGCCCUGGUCUAUGGGAAGGGUCAGAGGCGCUGCCAGGCAGGGCAAGCACAAGCCCUGCCCUCAGGGCUGUUUUGCGCUCUCCUGUCACAAAUGCUGCACUGUUGGUUCUUAAAAAAAAAAAAAAAAUCUCUCCAGACUCUAAUUUAUGCCUAUGCAAAAAAAUAAAAUAAAAAUAAAGACUGCCCAGGAUCAAUGCAUUA